This is a messenger RNA of Meloidogyne enterolobii, 318 nucleotides long. Lineage: Eukaryota; Metazoa; Nematoda; Chromadorea; Rhabditida; Meloidogynidae. The record is from the annotation of a GenBank genome assembly.
AUGUUACAAUGCCCUGCGUUGAUUGACGGUCUUAAUUCUAAAGGAGAACAUAUUUUGCUUUUCUUGGCUCCCACUGUUGGUCGUCAGCUGAUAGAACAAGAAGGCUACACGAAACGUUGUAAGCGCCCUGGACCAACUACCACGACUACAGCUUAUGGCGUUCCUAUACCUGAACAUGAUAUUAAACCACCAAAAUUUGCAAGAAAAGCCCUCGAUUUGGCAAUAGGAAAUGGCCCUCGAUUUGGCAAUAGGAAUGCCUGGGGUGGUAGUAACAACAAUAAUGUGUUUGGCAGUGGAACAUCUGCUACUCAGAGGUAA